This is a messenger RNA of Lagopus leucura (white-tailed ptarmigan), 1198 nucleotides long. It is a transcript of the gene PRDX3, whose product is annotated as peroxiredoxin 3. Gene Ontology annotation, cellular component: cytosol; mitochondrion. The record is from RefSeq and is a predicted model, not a curated record. The transcript is spliced from 6 exons. Gene Ontology annotation, molecular function: thioredoxin peroxidase activity. Lineage: Eukaryota; Metazoa; Chordata; Aves; Galliformes; Phasianidae. Gene Ontology annotation, biological process: hydrogen peroxide catabolic process; cell redox homeostasis; cellular response to stress. The coding region runs from base 1 to 1074 and encodes 357 amino acids.
AUGAACUCAGUACAGGAAGAGUCUAUUGCAUUUCAAAAUGUCGUAUCCGUGAGCUUUCCGAGAUCCAGCAGCGCGAGGUACGUUUUCUUUCUCUUUGGUGCGCACCAGCGCAUACCGCACCGCACCCCGCCAGUCGCUCCGCGGCAGGAACCACCUCCGUUCCUCCCGCCCCAGGACGCAGCACCAGCCGAGGGCGAUCCUGGGGGCGGCUCGGAGCCUAGCACCGCCCUCGCCCCUCCUCCUGUCCCUCGCAUCCCCUGCCCACCGCCCGGCCCCGCCUGCUGCGCCGCGCUCAAGAUGGCGGCCGCGCUGAGGGGAUUGCUGCGCCGUGCGGUGAGCGAGGGCGGGAAGGCGGGAACGAGCGCGCGGCUCCCCCUGGUCCUGACCCUCACGUCCCCGCAGGUGCCCGCCGCCGGGAGGACGCUGACGGCGCAGCCGCUGCUGUGCGCCCGCCGCCGGCUCACGCUGGGCGCCUCGCGGCUCGCCGCGGCCGUUACGCAGCAUGCCCCGUUCUUCAAAGGCACGGCCGUCGUCAAUGGGGAGUUCAAGGAGCUGACCCUGGAUGAUUUCAAGGGGAAAUACCUCGUGCUUUUCUUCUACCCUCUGGAUUUCACCUUUGUGUGCCCCACAGAAAUUGUGGCUUUUAGUAACAAAGCGAAUGAGUUCCACGAUGUGAACUGCGAGGUGGUGGCGGUUUCUGUGGACUCCCACUUCAGCCACCUGGCCUGGAUAAAUACACCACGCAAGAGUGGCGGUUUGGGCAAAAUGAAUAUUCCAGUUCUGUCAGACCUCACGAAACAAAUCUCCCGUGAUUAUGGUGUUCUGCUAGAAGGACCUGGCAUUGCACUAAGAGGUCUCUUCAUCAUUGAUCCAAAUGGGGUCAUCAAGCAUCUGAGCGUCAAUGAUCUCCCUGUCGGUCGCAGUGUGGAAGAGACCCUUCGCUUGGUGAAAGCAUUCCAGUAUGUGGAAACACAUGGAGAGGUUUGCCCAGCAAACUGGACUCCAGAUUCCCCUACAAUCAAACCAAGUCCAAAGGCUUCUAAAGAAUAUUUUGACACACAUUUUGACACAUAAACACUGAAGUGCAGAUGAAACUUAGUUGCUGUAUGCUGAAGACAUUAAGUGGCUGUGAUUAUGGAAGAAGAAAGGUUCUCAUUUCCUCAUGUUUUAAAACAAUAAUUAAAUGCUGAAAUACUUA